This is a messenger RNA of Yamadazyma jaroonii, 1857 nucleotides long. The record is from the annotation of a GenBank genome assembly. NCBI's taxonomy places the organism in Eukaryota, Fungi, Ascomycota, Pichiomycetes, Serinales, Debaryomycetaceae.
AUGUCGAAUAUGAAAAGAAAGAAUGAAGAUGAUUCCAAUGAUGAUUCUAAGAGACUAGCUUUGGAUUCUGAAUCCAUUGAACAGUCUAGGAUCGAGGAAGAGCAAGCUAAGACUGCACCAGCAAUUUCUCAAGAUGAAAAAGCACAAGACUCUGAUGAUGGUGAAGUGAAAUAUGAUGAUGACGAAGAAGAUGACGAGACUCCUGAAACCAAACAACUUGAAGAAAAAUCCGAAGAGGAACCAAGAGAAGAAUCUGUAGGAAAUCUAGAGCUCCAGGAUAAAUCAAAUGUUGAAGAAGCUGAUGACAAGAGAGAAGAACAUGCAGUUGCAAGAGAAAAAGAGGAUCCUACUUUUAUUUCUCUUCGAAUGUACUGUUCGUCCAGGGAUGCUUCAAUGGUCGUAGGUAAAAAAGGAGAAAAAAUCAAUCAUAUUAGGGAUAAAGCCAAUGUCAAAUUAAUGGUCAGUGAAAACAAUAAGGGCUCACCAGAGCGAAUUGUUACGGUUAGAGGAUCCUCUGAGAAUGUUGCUAAAGCUUUCGGAUUGAUAUCAAGAGCUAUUGUGGAUGAACCUGAAGAUGAGCCAUCCACUUUAUCCUCAAAAUCCUACGAUUUGAGAUUAUUGGUCCCUCACCCUGUUGUAGGAUUCAUUAUCGGAAAACAAGGAAGUAAUUUCAGGGAAAUUGAAGAAAAUUCUGCUGCUAAAUUAAAAGCUGCAGAAAAGCCAUUGCCUUACUCUACUGAUAGAAUUUUAUCCAUAAAAGGUGUGAGUGAUGCCAUUCAUAUAGCAGUUUAUUUCGUUGCCCAAUCAUGGUUGGAACAUAAGGAUUCUUUGAAAAAGGCUCAAAUAAUCUUUUAUAACCCAGCCAACCAUGACCCUAAUUUAAACCCCAAUACCACGUUAAUCGGAGAUUUGUACAAAGGCUCUCAGUCACCAAGAGCCUCAGGUAACAGCCCGUUGAAUGCUUUGAAUGCUUUGAGUCAGAUGACCAAAAGUCCUUUGAGCCAGUUGAGUCAAAUGAAUCAACCAGCAAAUCAACCGAUGAAUCAAUCAAUGAACCAACCUCCCAUGAAUAUGAAUCAGGGUAUGAAUCAAUCACCCAUGAAUAUGAACCAAGGUAUGAAUCAAGGCAUGAAUCAAGGUAUGAACCAGCCCCCUAUGCAUAUGAGCCAAGGAAUGAACCAACCAAUGGGUCAACCAAUGGGUCAACCAAUGGGUCAACCAAUGGGUCAAAUGAACUCCGGUAUGAGUGCUUUAAAUGCUUUAAGUAAUUUGAGUAAUAUGAUGCAACCAAACAUGGGUCAAAACAUGAAUCCAAUGGGAAGUAAUAUGGGUCCAGCAAUGGGUCAGGGAUCGAAUCCAAACAUGGGUCAAAAUAUGGGCCAAAACUAUGGAAACAGGUAUAAUAAUUACCAAGGAAAUAUGUUCCAACCUUCUAUCAGCCCCCAACAAGGAUAUGCUCAGGCCCCUAACUCUGGUCCUAAUCAAAGAGCUCUGGCUAUCACUGCUCCUCCACAACAACAGUAUACUGAUGAGCAUGGUAACAACAUGAUCGGGGAAGUGUUGAUCUAUCCACCUGUAUCUUUGGGAGGAGAAAAGUAUAACCAAGAUGUAUAUGUUGCCAAUCAUUCAAUCGGAUCUGUCAUCGGAAAGGGUGGUAACAAUAUUAAACAAAUCAGAGAAUCAAGUGGCUGUACUUAUGUGAAAAUCGAGCCUGACAAAGGUCAAACUAUGAUGAUUGGGGGAGGAAGAGGUCUUGUUAACAUGAGAAAGUUAACAUUAACUGGUAGCCAAACAGCAAUUAAUACCGCUAUUUACCUAAUCAACCAAAGAAUCAAUACUGACAACAAGAGACAUUAA